GCAGCAGGUGAACCACCAUCGGGUGUGUGUGUGCGAGUGAGAGAGAGGGAGAAAAAAAAAAAAGUGUUCCAAGUGUCACUACUUCGUUGUCACAGAUUCCCACAUGAAUAGUCGAUAUUCAACAUCUAUUAUCAUUUAAAAGAAUUAUCACUUCUUUCCCUCUUUCCCUUUCUCUUUCUCUACUUCUCCCUUCUAUCCCCGCACCCCCCCCUCACUCGCUUCAAUUACCCUGGGACGGGGGAUUUGCAUGGUACGGAUCUUUGGCAAUAGCCUUACUGCUGACGCCUACUCCGCCCGCUGAAAACACCGAUUCGUGCAUGUCGCCUGCAUACGAGACUAUUUCGUUUUCCGGCUCGAUGAAUAAUUAGUGCCGUCCCCAAUUUUCAGCCCAUUUAACCCCUCUGCCUCUGUUUGCCCGCUGGUUUUCCAUCGGAGCAGGAAGAAAAAAAAAAAAUCGAAGAGAAAAAAAACCUUUUCAAUUGAUCAACAUUCCGGGGACAAACAGUCGGUGUUGAAGGGAUAGUUAUGGCAAGUUUUUUCACACCGACAUCCAAGAACCUGGGGGGCAUCCCCAACUUGAAACUCACCCCAACAAACUCCCCCGUCUUUUUGUCGUCCCGCAACAGUACCAGCAUACGGUCUACCAGCAAAGGGCGCCAGAAUUCAUCCUCUGGGUCCUCCUCGUCCUCCUCCACUUCACCAUUUUCCGACUGCGGACUCGCUUUGAAGCGCGUGAUAGGAUGCUCCACAACUGCCUUUGACAGCCAUCCUCCUUCGCGGUCGUUUGCAUACACCGCGGGCGCUGCCGCUGUGGUUGUUCAGCUCGACGACGAUCUGCAGAUCACGCAGAGAUUUUUUCGAGCUAGGCCGAACGCUCCCACCCUCACCUCGGCUGUAUCAUCCUACGCACCAUCUACACCGGGUGGCUACUCGCAGGAGACGAGGAAUCGGACUGCCGCAUCGUUACGGGAUGCCGGCAUUGGACACAUAUUCUCGAACAAUGCUUCGCCUUUUUCCGGCGAGGAUUCGCCCAGCUCAAGAACGUGGACUGCUAGAGAGCGGAUUAAGGCUGCGACAUGUCUAUCCUUUAGCCCGGAUGGAAAAUGGAUAGCUGUUGGAGAGGUAUUUUUUUUUCUUCACCCCACACUUUCUCACUCGCAAUGGAUGAUGAUGGAAUCGUGCUGAAAUUUCGCCAGACUGGAUAUAACCCUAGGAUUUUGAUAUUUUCGUUAUCGAAAGAUGUCCCCAGUGAUUUACCCGUCGCUGCCAUGUCGGAGCAUACCUUUGGCGUGCGGGGUGUCGCAUUUAGUCCUUGUUCGAAAUAUUUGGCUAGUAUUGGUACAAUGAAUGAGUAAGAUAUUCCCAGCGAUCAUCAUCGGGCGAUGGUGCGCAUGCUGAUUUUUACGAAAGCGGGUUUGUCUACGUGUGGUCUUUGAAUGGUGCUAGAGGUAGCCUUGUUCGCCUUCAUUCUAGCAACAAGUGCACAAGUUUUGUCCGGCAGAUAGCAUGGAUGGGCAAGAGUCUUGUAACGUUUGUAUAUCCCGCUUUUGAGGCUUCUGCGCGUUGAUUGACAUUUCACAGUGUUGGAACACGGCAUGUGAAGAUUUGGAAGACUGAAGACGAGGUUAGUCCAAAAUUUAGAAAGUCACGUCAUGGGCGAUCACUUAUGCGCAGACAGCAAAAACCUGUAAGCCCUGGGCCUAGGGUAUUGCAUGGGCGGAACGCGUUGCUGGGUGCCAUGUCAGAUUCGACCAUGAGUUGUGUUGUUGGCAUCUCGGAUGACAAGGCCUUGGUAUGCACUGAGAAGGGUGACAUCUGCUUAUUGGAUGAGAGCGGUCUUCGAUUUUCCAAGGUUGCCAGUGCUGAAUUUGGAGUUGGGUGUAUCACUGUUGAUGCAGAGUCGAAGUUUGCCUGGGUAGCGGGCAAACAUGGCAACAUUCGGUUUGUAUCCAUCCCGAGUGCCCUAGAGUCGUGCGCUGAUUAUCCUUAGGGCGUUGGUAUUAAAAGAGAUUGUGCCCUCGACCCCACCGCAAUCACCGUCAUCGUCGAGAUCUAGUUCGCCCAUUCUUCCUUAUGGAUGCCGACCGGCGCAUGUGCUUGCUAUGGCCAGCAUGCUUGGACACCUGUUUACCCUGGAUUCCAAUCACUCGUUGAAGAUUAUCAAUAUGUCUACCGUGGAUGGCGUGCCAGUGCCUAACUCGAUGAUUCGUGAAUUGCCUGCACACAAGGAUGCAUGUUUAGGCGUACGAUUAUUACCCGCCAAUCACAGUUCUCAGGGCCUUUUCUUCACUUGGUCUGCUGGUGGUGCUGUUUUGUUUUGGAGUUUGGAGGGUGCGCAGAAGGGUGAAUUUCAAGUGGAACUUGAGCAGCCUAUGGAGAGCGAGGAUGAUGUCUCGAACGAGUUGAAAGUUGUGCGAGUGUCGGAUCGUGGUGAUAUCUUUGUCACUGGAGACAAGUAUGGCGUGUUAAGGUAUGGGUUUUGGGAAGACGCAUCCGGACCAGGCUAAUUGUUAUCGCAGAGUAAUCGAUGGCAAAAGCCAUACCUGUCAAUAUGUCGCAAAGGCGCACAGUGGGGAAAUCAUGGAUAUCACGGUUCACCAGACCACUAUCGUUAGUUGUGCGAGAGAUCGCACGGUACAAGUGUUCACCAAGACCGGCAAUGGUUGGUCUUUGGCUCAAACACUGGACGAUCACACGGCUAGCGUAUCAAGGGUUUUGUUGCUGGAAAACGGAAAUAAACUUUUGUCAUGCUCGGCAGAUCGGACCAUAGUUAUCAGGGAACUUUGUCGUCGAGAGGCGAUCCAUGGAACUGUUGCUAUGGCGUACCUGGCGAUUAAGACUUUAACGACCAAAGCCUCACCGGUACAUAUGACUCCUCUUUCGGAUGCCACGUUAAUUGUGUCGACGAUGGAUCGACAGAUUCACAAAUUUGAUUUAAAUGCGGGGAAGAGUGUUCAUGCGUUUCGGUGUACGGAUGAAUCGGGUGACGCAGUUGUGAUGGACGCUAUAACGGUUGGAAAGGACAAGGGAUACCCGAGAUCUAGAGUUCUUGCUGGUAUAUCGACAACGGAUAAGAGUAUACGCCUUUACGAUUUAGCUGGAAAUCUCAUUGAUAAAGAAUGGGGACAUACGGAGGGAGUCAGCGAUGUCGCGCUAUUGGAGAGGGACCCGCGGAAGGGAGAGGAGAUGGGUCAAACGAUAGUUAUCAGUACGGGCACAGACGGCACAAUCAUGAUUUGGGAAUUUAAUCCUAAAGCCCAGGAACCGGAACCUGCUACUAUUGUUGUUGCUGCUUCCCCGGAGUCUGUGGAUAGCAGUUCUACUAGGAAGGAGAUGACCGCAACAAGGCCGCCUCUGCGAAGGGUGCUGAGCCGGGGUGAGCUCAUGGAUUUUUCGCCCAAGGCGGCCCCAGUGACGCCAAAUCCUAGGCCUUUAUCCACCCACGUCCCAUCGUCCCCUCCCCGAACGCUGAGGCGGAAGACAUCGGCGUACGGGAUGAAUAGAUCGAUGAGUUCGAAAGGCGGUCCAAAUACACCCAUGCCGCCAACGCCUUCAACGACUACAACGGAGGACUCAGUUUCGCCAUCGGCGCUAGUAUUUACGCAUGCUGCCACUACUACUACACCGAACAUGACACCAACCAUCUCAACACCAUCGGGCCCAAGCACCGGAAGAGAAAGCCGCAAGAGCACUCGACAUCGCACACCUAGCCCACCGGACCCGACCAAGAAUCAAAAUCUGCCACCGCCACCACAGCGGCGGGGAAGUUCCAUGACGAGGCCUCGUGGGAAGAGCAUAGGAAGUCCGAAUGAUCCUAAUAGUGGAAGUGGAAGCAUGAAUGGAUUGGCGGAAAGCCUCUCACGAAGUUUAAGAAGUUUUCGUAAGAAGAUUGACUCCCCUGGCUCCAAAGACGGUAUAAGACCAGAGGUGCUCAAAGAUUUGCAGCGGGAGCUGGCCCUAACGGCUAAGGAGUUGGGACACUCGGAGAAGGGAGAGUGUAAGAGCCGGGGUAGGACCCACGGUUUCACUCGUGGCACAUCAUCACGGGAAGACGGUAGAUCGGAAAUCAUGGCGCAGCUGUUAGACCAGUAUUCAGAGCGACUGGUAUCGCUGGUGAGUGAUAGACUAGAAAAUGGGAGAGGCAAACUCCCCAAGGAUAGGAAAAAGCCGGUGGACACAUCGGGCGAGGGCUAAAUUCUUUGCUUUUUCUCUUACACACUUAUAUUCUCAGCAGGGCUCACAUCCUUUUUCUUUGGAUUGUUUAUCGCAUCAUAUCUACUUUCUUUUAACGGGGUUUUACUUGACUUUAUUUCAUAGCACAGGCUUUCGUUCCUCUUUUUCUUUACCGGGGUUGGUGUUCAUUUCUUCUGAUUAAAGAACUCUGCUUCCAGCUUUUUUCUUUUCUUUUCUUUUUUUUACUUGGCCAGUCCUAAUCACCUUCUUUUCAAUAUCUAAUGUACAUUAGUUUCCUUGUGUUGCCGGCUUUUUCUUUACUUGCAUUGGGAUGGCUUUUACUUUUUUCUUGUAUCUUUUCUGGGUGAUGGGAUUUGGUUCGGGUUUCUCUUGUGCUCUUAUUUUUCUUUCUGUCUUGUCUCUUCUCGUUUUUUUAUAUUAAACGUAAGUGGGCUUGGGGAGGAUGUAUAAAGUAUUGUACUACCUAGGAGUUUGGAGGCGGGGGGCGGGUGAAAUGGAAUGGAUUCGAAGUUUGGAACGUCGGAAUGAUUCCUCCUUGAGGCGCUUGCACUACUCGUACCGGUAGUUCAUAGAGUGUGAUUCGGUGUUUUCAACCGUCUUGGGGCUAGUGGCGGGUGAAAUGGUGUCCUAUGACGUCACGUGGUCUGGGUAAACUGGUGCUGGGUUCCGCAUCCGCCGGUAUGAUGGUAGAUCCCGUGCGGAUACCGUAUUAUAGGCUUCCGAGGCCAGACUGUUAUCGAUUGAUAGGGGCUAAUCUGGCAUAGGAUUGACUUUGAGGGAGGGUUGUGAGC
Messenger RNA from Tuber aestivum (summer truffle), 4985 nucleotides. The record is from the annotation of a GenBank genome assembly. Lineage: Eukaryota; Fungi; Ascomycota; Pezizomycetes; Pezizales; Tuberaceae.